Messenger RNA from Enterobius vermicularis (human pinworm), 1767 nucleotides. NCBI's taxonomy places the organism in Eukaryota, Metazoa, Nematoda, Chromadorea, Rhabditida, Oxyuridae. The record is from the annotation of a GenBank genome assembly.
AUGAUUACAAAUAUUAACAUUUUCCUUUUACAGGUUUACUUUUAUGCUUUUGGGCUCAUAUUGAGCAGUUCAUCGGCCAUUUAUCCAUUCAUCAAAGAUCCAUACUCUGAACGAUAUGGUCAGUUUUCCACUUCUGAAUUGGCUGAAGCGCGGGAGAUUAGUAGGGAAAUGUUUUACUUUGCAUAUAAUAAUUAUCUGCGGUAUGCAUUUCCUAUGGAUGAACUGGACCCCAUUAACUGCACUGGGAGAGGUCACGAUCAUUUAAAUCCGUCUAAUCUCAAUAUAAAUGACGUCCUUGGAGAUUAUUCGCUUUCGUUGGUAGGUUUCAUGUUAGAAACAGUGUGUGCUUUAGUUCUGAGAAAUUCAAAAGAAACUCGCACUCUUUACUUGCAGAUAGAAUCCCUUGACACUUUGGUUGUACUUAACAAUAAAAGUGAGUUUCAUAAUGCGGUCCGUUUGGUGAUCGAAAACGUAUCUUUCGAGCGGAAUGUUACAGUACAAGUUUUUGAACCGACUAUAAGAGUGAUCGGGUCCCUACUAUCAGCGCACCUAAUCUUGACAGAUCAAAAGCAUCUUUUAGGAGACUACUCGUUACAAGGUUAUGAGAAUGAACUUCUUACAUUGGCACAUGAUCUUGCUUCAAGGCUGCUACCGGCAUUUGAAGGCACUCAAACAGGUUUGCCAUUUCCGCGUGUUAAUCUUCUAAGUGGAGUGAAGAAGGAAACUGUAAACGAAACGUGUACAGCAGGAGCUGGGUCUUUGUUGUUAGAAUUCGGUAUCCUUUCAAGGCUCUUAGGUGACAAUACUUAUGAAGACUUGGCACGAAGAGUGAAUCAAAAGCUCUGGUCUUUAAGAAAUAAGGACUCAGGAUUAUUAGGAAAUGUUAUCAAUAUACAGACCGGUGAAUGGCGUGGUAUUGCUAGUGGGUUAGGUGCUGGACUUGACUCAUUCUAUGAAUAUCUUUUAAAAUCUUUCUUCCUCUUUGGAGUCCAAUCAGAUAUUAAAAUGUUUCAGGUGUCUUUGUUAGAUAUAACUUUUAUGGAGAUUUACACUCAGAUUAUGAUGCAGAUGCGUAGGGGGCGAGAUAGCUGCGUCGUUGGAACAGGUGAACCUCCGAUUUAUGUGAACGUUGAUAUGCGGGACGGUUCUAUUGUGAACACUUGGAUUGAUGCAUUGCAGGCUAGUUUCGCUGCUCUUCAAGUAUUGAAUGGCGAUGUUGACGAAGCAGUUUGCUUCCACGCACUGUAUUACUCUAUAUGGAAACGGUUCGAUGCUUUACCAGAACGAUAUAACUGGCACCUAAAAGUACCGGAAGUAGCAUUUUAUCCUCUCAGACCAGAGUUAGCUGAGUCAACUUAUAUGUUAUAUAGAGCCACUAGGAAUCCUUUCUACCUCCAUGUUGGUCGGGAAAUGCUUCAGUCUUUGAAUACCUUUACCCGUGUGCGAUGUGGUUACGCCACUGUACAUAGCGUUUUGGAUAAGUCACUGGAGGAUCGUAUGGAAUCAUUUUUUCUCUCAGAGACAACAAAAUACCUUUAUCUACUUUUUGAUACAGAAAAUCCUGUGAAUAUAAAUGAGGAACGAAUUUUGUUUACUACAGAAGGUCACGUUAUAUUGAUCGACGAUCGGCUGAGAAAUGUAGCGGGAAGUGAACGGAAGGUUUUAGCAUCAAAUCAUUCCUGUGAUGCUUUUGAGCUUCGUUAUUCUCCCCCGCUUGAGGAGUGGAGACUGAAGCAAAUGUUUUCUCUAGCGGGCAUGAAAUAUUGA